CAUUUCAUUUUAGUGGUACCGAGAGUUAGCGAGAGUGAUUAUGCCAGCGAGACAUCUUCAGUGGGGGAUGGCGACAUAAACAAAACCCCCCGUUACAAGUGUACCCUGGCAAUUCCAAAAAUGUUCUGGAAAUAUCUUAUAGUAACGCUGUUACUGGUUGUACCCAGCAGCCGUUUUCUUACUUUGGCAACAGCUGAAUUCUCCCCUGCUGAUGAAGUAGAUCAACCAGUUAACGCAGAAGAAAAAAUAAUUGAUGACAUUAUAACCAAACUCCAAGAACAACAGCAAGCUGAUUCAAAGCAAAUAAAUAUACCACAGGAAAAAUUAGAAAACUCUCAAUCACAAGGCAUCAAUUUAGAAGAAGCGCCAGUAGCCAGUGUGAGCAGUAAAUCAGCUCCAGCAGCUACAACACCUAAACUAGGCCAGGCAGGUGAAACAGCCCUUUACCAGCACAACCCAGGGGACGAGGAUGGAGAGAAAAGAAGUGGAGGAUCGUUUAUAUCUGAGGAUGAUAAAACUUUUAUAAUUAUCCUGGCAUGUGCAGUGGCCACUGGGUUCAUAGGGCUCAUGUUUGCAGGUGUCUGCUACUACAAGUUCCGCAAGAGCGCCAAGGCUGCGUCUGAUGUUGAAUACCCAGCAUAUGGAGUUACUGGUCCUACAAAGGAGAAAGUGCCCUCUCCUGGUGACCGCAAGUUAGCUCAGAGUGCUCAGAUGUAUCACUACCAACAUCAGAAGCAGCAGAUGAUUGCCAUGGAAAAAGCUAAUGGUGAUAUGAAACACGACGCAUCAGAUGACGAGUCUGAUGACGACAAUGUGGAAGGAGAUUAUACAGUUUAUGAGUGUCCAGGUUUAGCACCGACAGGAGAAAUGGAGGUGAAAAAUCCACUUUUCCAUGGCGAUGAGACGCCUGUCACACCUGGACAAGAUAUUACAGGCCAACCUCAUGGACAAGAGCCAUCGCAAGAACCGGAGAAAUAAAAAAACCUCCUCUUGACAUGGCACACCCCCUCCCCCCCUUUCAUCCCUUUCCCUGGUUACAGGUCGUCAUUAAAUUGUCAUCUGCGGCAGUCAUCUGCUUACCUCCCUUGUUGUUUAAAUUUUUCAGUUCUAAACUGUGCAAGGCAAAA
Messenger RNA from Physella acuta, 1127 nucleotides. Its product is annotated as neural proliferation differentiation and control protein 1. The record is from RefSeq and is a predicted model, not a curated record. Lineage: Eukaryota; Metazoa; Mollusca; Gastropoda; Physidae. Gene Ontology annotation, cellular component: membrane.